AUGAAUUUUUAUGAAGUAAUAGAGCACGAGGAUAACUACGUAGUGAUGAAGGUGAGUAAGGAAUAGUUCUUGAUGUUCUAAUCAAUGAUUUAAUCCUAAAUGACCAAUGAAGUAAAUUAAGUAGAUGGAGUAUCUCAAGACUUCUCAAGAAGAAUCGUGCCAUUUUUUAUGAAUCAAUUUUCAAUUUGGGCUAAGCAAACCAACGAUAACAGUCUGGCCAGCGUCAGUACUAUUUUAUAGAAGUUGAAAGAUGAGAAGAGGUCAAAUCAAAAGAAAUUCGAAUUAGGAGAUCUUAAGAAAAUUUUUAAUCCCAAGAACUCCAAGAAGUAUAAAUUAGUCAAAGAAGCUUGGGAAGCUUUCUUGUCCUCGAGGCAUAUCAGGGAUUGCAUUUAACGAAACCAAAAAACCAAACCAGGUUCAAGAAUACAAUACAUGGUAGCAAUCUAGAUCUUAAUAAACGAGUUGUAAAGACCAUUUCCUUACGAUAAAUUCCUAUCCAAAUAUAAAAAAGCUUAUCAAAAUAGAAUACUGCCAGCAGAAUAUAUUCAACCAUUCUCAGAAUUUUGCAGUUAGAGUAUGUAUUAAGAGGAUGAAAAUUCAACUAUUUUUAUAUUAGGUGGUUCAUGUUGA
Paramecium octaurelia is the source of this 630-nucleotide messenger RNA. NCBI's taxonomy places the organism in Eukaryota, Ciliophora, Oligohymenophorea, Peniculida, Parameciidae. The record is from the annotation of a GenBank genome assembly.